Messenger RNA from Zea mays, 4674 nucleotides. RefSeq names its product protein ENHANCED DOWNY MILDEW 2. Bases 308 to 4258 code for a protein of 1316 amino acids. The record is from RefSeq and is a predicted model, not a curated record. Lineage: Eukaryota; Viridiplantae; Streptophyta; Magnoliopsida; Poales; Poaceae. The transcript has 20 exons.
AAACAUGUCCAUAAUCUUCAGCCAAAACGCUAAACCAAAAAGUCCCAUCAUCCCCCGACCCUUUCGCCGCGCCCGUGCACAAACCCGCGCCGUCGAAGCUGGCCCCUUGCCUCGGAGUCUUGAACGCAAACUCGGAGGAUCGCCUCGCUACUCUGCGCCGUCACCGCCCACCUCCUCGUUCUUCAAUCUGCUCCCUGUUUGCCGUGCAGUGGAGACCAGUUAUCCGAUUUCCCUUGUCGUUGGUCGCAGAUUUCUCCAAGAAAUCUGGGGACGCUGAUAGGAGGCCGUACAGAACGCAGCGGCAGCAAUGGUGAUGUCGGAGUCGGACGACGACGACGACGAGCCCCAGCUCAACGCGGUGGAGAGCUACUACUUCGUUGACUCCACGAACGACAACGAGCCUGUCUGCUUCUCCACUCUGCCUUUCCUGUUCGGGGACACUGAUGAUCUUCCUGACUGCAAGAAAAGGCUGGUGCUGCGCGGGACUGGUGGUGACCCGGGCGUCAAGGUGUACAGUGAGGUGGUGGCCUGGAGUCUGGGGCUCGAGGGGAAGCAACCCCAGUUUGCGGUGCUCACAGCAGAAGGCAGACGUUGGGUUCGUCUCGUUAGGCCCUUGAACAGCUACGAGGAGAUGAUCAGGACUGUGCUGAUCACAGCGCAUAUGCUGCAUUUUCUCAUGAGGAAGCCUCAUGAGCCAGAGAGAACGCUGUGGAACCACCUUUGCAAAGUUUUCAACAAGUUUGACGUUAGACCCUCAGAGGACGAUUUCAGGAACCACAUCUCACUGAUGAAGCAGUUUGUGGCAAAAGAUCCUAUCUUAGCAAAAUCAGAGAUUUUGCGAGUAUUUGUUGAAGGAAAAUCUGGAAAAAUUUUCACUGAGGCUGGUGCAGACCAUAUUGAUGUUAAGCAGCCAUUCAUAACUGAUGAUGAGGACAUAGAUGAGAUGAUUGUGGAAGAUGCCGAUAAUGAAUCUGAUGAAGAGGAGGAUGGAGAUUUGUUUGAUUCAAUAUGUGCUAUUUGUGACGACGGAGGAGACAUAUUAUGCUGUGAUGGUCCAUGUAUGCGCUCUUUCCAUGCAAAAGAAGGAAGUGGUGAAGACUCCUAUUGUGAUACCCUUGGCUACACUGAGGCAGAAGUUGAGGCAAUGAAAUUAUUUCUGUGCAAGAACUGUGAGUAUAAGCAACACCAGUGUUUCAUCUGCGGAGUGUUGGAGCCUUCAAAUGGAGCAGCAGCUAAGGUUUUUUUAUGUAACAAUGCUACAUGUGGACACUUCUACCACCCGAAAUGUGUUGCCCAGCAACUUCAUCCUAAUAACAUUGAUGAAGCCUCAGAAUUGGAGAAGAAGAUAACAGAUGGGUUUUCAUUUACAUGCCCAAUUCACUGGUGCUUUCAUUGCAAAGGUUUGGAGGAUAGAACACAAGGGCCUUUGCAAUUUGCUGUUUGCAGACGCUGUCCGAAGUCAUAUCACAGAAAGUGUUUACCAAGAGAAAUUUCCUUUGAUGAAAUUGAAGAGAAGGGUGUCAUCAUACGGGCUUGGGAAUUAUCAAAAAUGAUUUUGAUAUACUGCCUGAACCAUGAGAUCGAUAGUGAACUUGAGACACCUGUCAGAGAUCAUAUAAAGUUUCCAAGGAUUGAAAAACCACUUCAAUUUGUAAAGAAGGGAGCUAACUUGUUGCCUAAGAAGAAAAAGAGGACUUACAGUGAGUCAAUUCUUGAGCAACCUCCCAAAGAUACUGUGAAAAUGAAAAGCAAGGUUCGCAUGCAAGAAAGCGAGCAAAACAAACACGACACCAGAGAAGUUUCUGUGAAGAGUUUCACUCAAAACGUUGUUGACACACCUGUAAAGAAAAAAGGCAAGUUGAAAGAGAAUAAACAGUUGCCUUAUGUGGCCAAGGAUCAUUUUGUAAGCAGUCCAAAAUCUGUGAAAGAGCAAGAACAAGAGUUGGUACCUUUGCCCUUAUCUGGAAUCAGGAAGAGUUCAUUUCCUAAAGUGGACAGUGAAAUUGAAAAGAGGGUGAUUAGCAUACUGGGAAAUGAAAUCUCUUCGUUGACAAUAAAAGAUGUAACAAGGAACUGCAGUUUGCCAUCAACUCAUGUAUACUCUGGCAGACCAACUGACAAGAUGCCACUAGGAAAAAUUGAGCGUUCUGUUCAGGCUGUAGAAGCUGCUUUAAAAAAGCUGAAAAAUGGAGGUAGUGUCAAUGAUGCUAAAGCAGUAUGUGAACCUGAUGUUUUAAGACAGCUUGCAAGGUGGCAUACCAAACUCAGAGUAUAUAUAUCACCUUUUAUUCAUGGCACAAGGUAUAGUUCUUUUGGUCGACAUUUUACGAAGGUGGAGAAACUUGUUGAGAUUGUUGAUAGACUUCACUGGUAUGUGGAAUCUGGUGACAUGGGGGUUAUCUUGACACUGUUGCAGGCUCCUGGAAUCAGCCAAUGGAAGAUUGUAGAUUUCUGCUGUGGGUCAAAUGAUUUUAGCCGGCUUAUGAAAGAAAAACUCGACAAAGUUCAGAAAAAGUGCCAUUUCAAGAAUUAUGAUCUUAUCCAACCACAGCAUCACUUCUGCUUUGAAAAGAGGGAUUGGAUGACUGUGCAACCAAAUGAACUGCCUCGUGGAUCCCAACUAAUUAUGGGGCUUAAUCCUCCUUUUGGAGUAAAAGCAAGUCUUGCGAACAAAUUUAUUGACAAAGCAUUGACAUUCAAGCCUAAGCUCAUUGUACUAAUUGUCCCUAAAGAAACAAAAAGGUUAGAUAAGAAGAAGAUACCUUAUGAUUUGAUUUGGGAAGACAGUGAGUGUCUUGCUGGGAAGUCCUUCUAUUUGCCUGGUUCUGUGGAUCUUAAUGAUAAUACAGUUGAAGGGUGGAAUGCAUCCGCGCCACCCCUCUAUUUGUGGAGUCAUCCUCAUUGGACAAAGAAGCACAUGCAAGUGGCUGAAGAGCAUGGUCACACUUGCAUGGGGAAGAUAGCUUCCCAUGUUGAAAAGAGAAAUCUGUCAGAUGAUCUGCCCGUGAGGAAACAAUCUGAGGCUGCAAACAAAUGGAACUCCAGAUCAGGGAAAGAGACUACAUGCAAUGACAGAAAGGACAAUCUACUUGAUGAUGUUACUGCUAAGAAGCAAGCAGGACCUGAAGAAGAAAAGGAAACUCUAGGGAAGAUGGACCACCAUGUGAAAAAGGCUACUAUACCAGAUAGCCUUACAGUGAAGAAACAAACUGAAGCUUCCAGCAAAGCUCUCUCUCAUUGUGGAAAUGAUAGAAAGAUUGGCAGGUACAGCAGCAGGAAAUAUGAUGACUGGAGAAGUAAGCGGACACCUGAUCACGAAGAGAGCUUCCCACCUGAAAAGCAAGUGGAAGUUGCAUAUGAGGAGACAAAAGUUAUUAUUCCAAGCAAAAAGAUUACUCAUAACGAACAAAGCGGUGCUUGCCGUGAAAAUAGAAAGAAUUCUUGUGUGGAGGAAACCAAGAACGUGGAGUACAACUAUGAGCAGCAGACUGCAGCAGGGAUGAGGUUCAGAGAGGGAGAGGAUUCUGACAUGAGUAUCUCACCCCCCUCGAGACCAGUUGAACCCUUUGAUAUGAUAGCUCACCCCAUUGGCUCUCUGACAAAAGAACCUUUUGACCCUGUGCUCAAUAGAGGGGCUACUCAUCAGGACAGUUAUGCAGUAACCAAAGAGGAAUACCUGGGUCAAUUUAAGAGGAAAAACGACCGUACCUUUACUGACAUUGAUGAUAGCUCAAGGAUGAGGGGCUCCAGCAUCGAAGAAGUGACCAGGCCCUAUAUUGCUGCUCCAACCAGUGAUCCCUACAGCUUGCGGUAUAGAGGAGAUGGCAGCUUCUACAGGCAUCCGAGCUCAGAGGAUUUAAACACUACAGGCAUCAGUGCAGGAUAUGGACAAAUUGGUGGUGACAGUUACCCACAAGCAACAGGCUCGCAAACACAUAAUACUAGAAUGCAUGGUGGAACAAGUGAUGAUAAUUACCUGUCGGCGAGAUACUCCCUUGGAUAUUCAGGUUCUCGCUUUAGCCAACCAGCUUCAACUGUUCCCGCUUUUGGGCUCUCAGGUGCAAGUUCACAACGAGGCUCAGUAAUAGACAAGUAUUCCUAUGGGCUCUCGGGUCCCACUGGACCACAGGAUUCUGGUAUUAACAGAUAUGCUCCACCGGACGACGGAACGAGCACAAGAUCCAAGAGCUCCUUGGCUGAACAACAGUACCCGUUCGGACAAUCUGGCUCUUCCGGUGGCGAGUGGCCUCAUAUCUGAUCGCUGGAACUUGUUGUCGAAGUUUUUUUUUCAAGGCAAAAACUGUGGGAAGUUCUCCACGGUACUUCAUUUUCAUUUUUAGAGGGGAUUACAUGUUAUCAAAAUCAUGCAGCUUUUGACCUGACCUGGGUGUAAAUUGGAGUAAAACCACAAGCAUCUAUCCAUGCGGGGCUGGUGUUAAAAAGCAAAGUUGUUUCUUAUAAAACUGUCUACAGCAGUCUAUCCAUGAUUUACCCAAAAUUACUGUUUUGUACUGUAGACUGCAUUGUUUGCAUAAUGAAGUUUGAAUAUAGAUGAGGAUGGGUAAGAGAUAGACUAAGGUAGUUUCAUCAUACAUAUAAGAGUUGUAAUGACAUAUAAGUUUGAAUAUAGAUGAGGAUGGCUAUCCGAGGACAUGCCCUUUGCACAGAAAAAAA